UCACUCUUCCUUCCUUCAUAAAGAUUUGAUGUCAUUUUUAUUUCCGAUGAUUUUAUUAUGAGCUUUUCCGUCCGUAGGGCAUUUAGUAGCCUCAAGAUUUGCCUGACCAAAAAUAAAUACUCAUACACGGAGCAGUUUUCCUCUCAGUUUAAAUUUCACAUUAAAAUCCCGCAUAUGAGCCAUGAUCUUCAUGCGUUGAUUCGUGCGUUACUUCAUGUGCAUUUGUUGGUAAGAUCGAUUCCACGUAUUACUUUUGCGUCAGGCGCAGAGAGGGCAGAGCCACGGCUCAUUGCCUGCCGCCAAAAUUCAAGUGAGAGGAGAGAAGUUUCCUGCAGUCGGUUGUAAACACCGGGCUGUAACCUGGAGUCUCUCUCGUUUCCUGGCGGACUCUAGAAUCCACACGUCCUGUGUUUUACCUCUGGAUCCUGCGGGCAGCGCGGGGGCAGCUUAGAGAUGCACAUCAAGUCUAUCAUCAUCGAUGGGUUCAAGUCCUACGCUCAGAGGACGGAGAUCAACGGCUUCGACCCGCUGUUCAACGCCAUCACGGGACUGAACGGCAGCGGGAAGUCCAACAUUUUGGACUCGAUAUGUUUUCUCUUGGGGAUCACCAACCUCUCCCAUGUGCGAGCCUCCAACCUCCAGGACCUGGUGUACAAAAACGGACAGGGUGGCAUCACCAAGGCCACCGUGUCCAUCACCUUUGACAACUCCAACAAAAGCCAGAGUCCUCUGGGGUUUGAAACCCACGAUGAGAUCACCAUCACCAGACAGGUUGUGAUCGGUGGCAGGAACAAGUACCUCAUCAAUGGAGUCAAUGCCAACAACACCAGGGUGCAGGACUUGUUCUGCUCUGUCGGCCUCAAUGUCAACAAUCCACAUUUUCUCAUCAUGCAGGGGAGGAUCACCAAAGUUCUGAAUAUGAAGCCACCAGAGAUCCUUGCUAUGAUUGAGGAGGCGGCAGGCACGAGGAUGUACGAAUGUAAAAAGAUUAGUGCUCAGAAAACAAUUGAGAAGAAGGAGGCCAAGCUAAAGGAGAUUCAGACCAUUUUGGAUGAGGAAAUUACUCCAACCAUGCAUAAACUGCAAGAGGAACGAUCAUCAUACCUGGAGUAUCAGAAGCUGAUGCGUGAGAUCCAGCACUUGUCACGGCUGUAUGUGGCCUGGCUGUUUGUGUGCGCAGAGGAGACAAAGCUGAAGUCGGCAGAGAACCUGAAGGUGAUGCAGGAUAACAUCGCCAAGAUGCAAGCCAGCAUGGCUGAGAAUGAGAGCAAAGUCCAGGAGCUGUCAGCCCAGAUUCACGAGCUGCAGAAGAAAAAGGACCAGGAGGUGAAUGGAGUCUUAAAAUCCCUGGAGGAAACUCUUGCAGACAUGCAGCGUGUGGACGCCAAAGCCCAAAGUGCACUUGACCUUAAAAAACAGAAUCUAAAAGAUGAAGUCAAGAAGAGGAAGGAGCUUGUAAAGAGUAUGGAGGAGGACAAGAAGAUGCUUACAGUAAAGGAAAAGGAGGUUUCUAAAUUGAUGGAGCAGCUUCAGACUCUACAGGACGACGGACAGAAGGACAGUACAGCUCUUGAGGCAGCUGAACAGCAUUUCAAAGCUGUGUCUGCAGGUCUCUCCACCAAUGAAGAUGGAGAGGAAGCCACACUGGCUGGGCAGAUGAUGACCUGCAAAAAUGACAUGAGCAAGGCAGAUACUGAGGCCAAGCAGGCCCAGAUGACACUGAAACAUGCCCAGACUGAGCUGAAGACCAAACAGGCAGAAGUGAAAAAGAUGGACGGAGGCUACAAGAAGGACCAGGACAGCCUACAGGCUGUGAGAAGAAAUAGGGAGAAGCUUGAGGCUGAGCUUUCUAAACUCAACUAUGAAGAUGGGAAGGAGGAAAGUCUGCUGGACAAAAGACGACAGCUGUCCAGAGAAGUCUCUAAACUUAAAGAGACCUAUGAACGUCUUGUGUCACGAUUCCCCAAUUUGCGCUUUGACUACAGGGACCCAGAGCGUGGCUGGGACCACAGCAAAGUAAAGGGGCUGCUAGCUAACUUGAUCACAGUCCGUGACGUCUCUUAUGCAACAGCACUGGAGGUGGUGGCAGGAGGACGUCUCUACAACAUCGUAGUAGACACAGAGGUGACUGGUAAAAAGCUGCUGGAGAAAGGAGAGCUGCAGCGGAGGUACACCAUCAUUCCCCUGAACAAGAUCUCAGCCAAGACACUCCACGACAGAGUGGUCAACAGCGCCAAGAGCCUGGUUGGAAAAGAUAAUGUCCACACUGCUCUGUCCCUGGUGGGCUAUGAGUCUGACCUGCGUAAGGCCAUGGAGUAUGUCUUUGGCUCCACACUGGUGUGCGACACCCUGGACAAUGCCAAGAAAGUGGCUUUUGACAGGCAGGUGAUGACUAAGACUGUCACUCUCGGAGGGGACAUCUUCGACCCACAGGGAACUCUGAGCGGAGGCGCUCGCUCCCAGUCAGCAUCAGUUCUGACCAGUCUGCAGGAGCUGAAGGAGGUUCAGGACAACUUGAAGGAGAAGGAGGCCCAGCUACAAGAUACUGAGCAACAACUGGCCAGCCUUAAGGGAACUGCUGAGAAGUAUCGUCAGCUGAAGCAGCAGCAUGAGCUGAAGGUGGAGGAGGAACAGAUUCUGCAGGCCAAGCUACAACAGAGCUCCUUCCACCAGCAGCAAGAGGAGCUGGAGAGGCUGCGCAAAGCCAUCGAGGAGAGUGAGGAGACUUUGCGAGUCACUAAGGAUGUGCAGAAGCGGGCGGAAGAAAAGUACAAGGUGUUGGAGAACAAGAUGAAAAAUGCUGAAGCAGAGAGGGAGAAGGAGCUGAAAGCUGCUCAGCAGAAGCUCAAUGCUGCCAAAGGCAAAGCUGAUGUCUUCAACAAGAAACUGAAGGAGAAGCAGCAGGAGUCUGAUGCUGUGGCCCUGGAGCUAGAGGAGCUGCGGAGGGAACAGGCUGGUUAUGAGCAGCAGAUUCAGGCUGUAGAUGAAGCCAUGAAGGCCAUCCAGGAGCAGAUAGACAGCAUGGCCUGCACUGUAUCCCAGAACAAGGAGGAUUUGCGUAAAGCUCAGGAGGAUCUAGCCAAGCAGAAGGAGGUGAUCAUGGCUCAGGACAAAGAGCUCAAGGGGAAAAGCACUGAGGCAAAUAAGAUGAGGGAGCAGAACAAUGAAUUCCAGCUGAAGAUAAAGGAGCUGGAGCACAACAUCAGCAAACACCGCAAAGACAGCCAUGACGCUGCUGACAAGGUGUCUCGGAUGCUGGAGGAACACGACUGGAUCCAAUCAGAGCGCCAUUUCUUCGGUCAACCAAACACCUCCUACGACUUUAAGACCAACAACCCACGCGAGGCAGGCCAGCGGCUGAAGAAACUGGAGGAGACGACCAGCAAGCUGGAGAGGAACAUCAACAAGAGGGCCAUGAACAUGCUUAACGAGGCGGAGGAGAGGUACAAUGACCUGAUGAAGAAGAAAAGGAUUGUGGAGAACGAUAAAGCAAAGAUCCUGCAGACCAUCGAAGAGCUGGACCAGAAGAAGAACGAGGCUCUCAACGUGGCAUGGCAGAAGGUAAACAAGGACUUUGGCUCCAUUUUCUCCACCCUGCUGCCGGGGGCCACUGCUAAGCUGGCUCCCCCUCAGGGCUGUGGUGUGUUGGAGGGUCUGGAGUUCAAGGUGGCCUUGGGCAACACCUGGAAGGAGAACCUCACUGAGCUCAGUGGAGGGCAAAGAUCACUGGUGGCCUUGUCUCUCAUUCUGGCCAUGCUGUUGUUCAAACCCGCCCCCAUCUACAUCUUAGACGAGGUGGAUGCUGCUCUGGAUCUUUCCCACACACAGAACAUUGGACAGAUGCUGCGCACACAUUUUAGACACUCACAGUUUGUGGUGGUGUCCCUGAAGGACGGCAUGUUCACCAACGCCAACGUCCUGUUUAAGACGAAGUUUGUCGAUGGCAUGUCCGCAGUGUCGCGGACUGCGCUCAGCCAGAGUGACGCCAACCUUCCCCAGAAGGGCCAAGACAAGGCUCGUCAGAAAGACAAGAGGACCAAACAGCUCAUCAGCUAAUUAUUAUAUAGGAGCAGUACAGCAGGACAUAUUCACUCUAUUAUGUCUUUAUCCUGAAGCGAAAUCACGUAACAUAAGAAAAUGUGGUAUUUGUUAAUAACUGAUGAGCUGUGCCUACUCCUGUUUGCUCUGUGGAUAGUAAUUACUCAUAAUGCUUUUAAGAGUUCAGUCAUUUAUAGUUGGUCUUGUGAAGACCCUCAGGCUGUAUUUCUGUUUCAUGCCAUGUUCUCUCUGUUCAGCUGUUCUCAUGUUUGUCUAUUUCAAACCUAAAGUAAAGUUGUUUUUGUCUGUCCUCUCUUGUGCAACUUGUGUUCACACUCUUCCUAUUGAUCAUUUAUAUGCAUCUGAUGUGACCAUAUAUUUUAGUAAAUAAAGUCAAUCUCAAAUGUCGA
Messenger RNA from Paralichthys olivaceus (Japanese flounder), 4448 nucleotides. It is a transcript of the gene smc2, whose product is annotated as structural maintenance of chromosomes 2. The record is from RefSeq and is a predicted model, not a curated record. Gene Ontology annotation, biological process: chromosome organization. Lineage: Eukaryota; Metazoa; Chordata; Actinopteri; Pleuronectiformes; Paralichthyidae. Gene Ontology annotation, molecular function: protein binding; ATP binding; ATP hydrolysis activity. Gene Ontology annotation, cellular component: chromosome.